This is a messenger RNA of Haliotis rubra (blacklip abalone), 3744 nucleotides long. RefSeq lists its product as uncharacterized. Gene Ontology annotation, molecular function: antiporter activity. Lineage: Eukaryota; Metazoa; Mollusca; Gastropoda; Lepetellida; Haliotidae. The coding region runs from base 12 to 1979 and encodes 655 amino acids. Gene Ontology annotation, cellular component: Golgi apparatus. The transcript is spliced from 2 exons. The record is from RefSeq and is a predicted model, not a curated record.
CAAACUACAGCAUGACGAUGGUACAUGCCACGUCAACAUUCGCCAUAAAGCUCCUGGAACCAGUAACCAGUGCCAUUAUUCAGCGUCUGGCUUUAGGAACACCUGUACCACCCUCCGUCUAUAUUACUCUUCCUAUCAUCAUAGGUGGUGCUGUUGGUUUCUGUGGAAAUUCCUUUAACACGCCCUUGACAGCAGCUGGUAUUGCCGUGGCCUUCACGUCCAACCUAAUCCUGGCCUUCAGAAACGUGGCUAUCAAACUGGAACAGAAGGGUACCUCCACUUCAAACAUCCAGCUGAGACCAAAGAGAGUUGUCUCCAGCAUUGCAGGUGUUUGUGUUGCCCUGGCUAUUGGCACUUACUACCUUACUUCACAAAAACUUCUGUCAACCUUGUCCUUAUUCCUGGUUAACACAGGACUGUGCUCCAGCGUCUUCCACGUCAUCUACUCCUACAUCUCCACCAACGUCGUGCUUCUCUACAUGUCUGUAGUCAGUCACUCUGUCGCCAACAUCUUUAAGAGGGUCCUCGUUGUGCUGAUGCUUUACUCAGCAGGACAAAGGGAGGCAACGCUUGCUAACUGCAUCGGACUUGGCAUCUGUACCUUUGGUUUAACCAUGUACGUCUUGGACAAAAAAGAAAACGCCUUGUCCUCCAUUAUCAGUCUACCAUCGAAAUUCGUUGGAAGACGUUUAUUGGGACUUUCCUUUCUCUGUUUCUGUGCUAUCAUUAUGAGAUCCUUCGGCGGCAGAAACAACAGCAACAUCCAUGAUGUAUAUCGUUAUUUAUUACCAGGGAGUAUUUCCAAAUGCAGUGAGUUCUUCGGGAAAUCAUUUGAAGGAAAUGCAUUUUCGAAGUAUAUCCCGGACCUUUCCACAAACACGCCCAGGGUAGGAGAAAUUCUCCAAAGAAAACUAAUCCUGACUCCAGAAGAAACGGAUACACUUUCUCCAAGUCUGACAUCGUCCAUUGCCGUCAUAAGGGAGGCGCAGAGAAUUCAUUUCAACCUGUUUUCUGAUAUACUUUCUCCUUACAAGUAUGCAAUACUAUUGGACAUUGCUGCUUUUGAAAACAAAGGUGACCCGGCUAUAACAGCGGGCGAGGUGUAUCUCUUGAGACGCCUGGGUAUACAACUUCUGUAUUACUGUAACUUUUAUGCUUGUACCAACAAGAACCUUGACUUUGCCAAGAACCAGACUUCUGGCCAUUCCCGCAAUGACAUUGUUGUGUUAAUUCACGGAGGUGGGAACCUCGUGGGGUAUUCUCAAAAUGAUAAACUACGCGAACGAAUAUUCCAAAGGUUUUCAAACUUUAAGAUGGUAUUGUUUCCCCAGAGCAUAUUUCUGAAAAAACAUUCCGAAAAACAUCUUGAAUUUUGUAAGAAAUUGUACACAAAUCAAGGGAACUUCACCAUGAUACUUAGAGACAGGCAAUCUUUGGUAUACGCAAAAACUUACUUCAAAGGUAAACCCACACUAAUGAUGGCUCCAGAUAUGGCUUUUCAGAUUGGUGCUGUUCCAAGGUUUAUCUCCCCUUCUUUUGAUAUUUUGUGGUUGAAGCGUUCAGACGAUGAGACUCCUGGAUAUAAAUUGCCAAAACUUCCGCCAGGGAUUACAGUACACUGUUCAGAUUGGUGGAGUUGGAAAACACCAAAAGGAAAUACAACAAUGGAAACUGCUUUCCUGAUGGCCAAUAAUGGUUUGAUAUUUCUCCAGCGAGGUCGUGUUGUCAUUACAGACAGAUUACAUGGACAUAUCCUCAGCACUUUACUGGACAUUCCUCACGUGUUGAUUGACAACUCAUACCGGAAGUUAUCUUCAUACCACAACACCUGGACACGUGGUCUGGCGAACACAGUCAUUGCUGACAACGCCUCACACGCCCUGGACCUAGCUGUGGAAUUGUUGCAGAAAUAUGGUGACGCUCUGCCUCCUAUUGCUUCAUACAUGGAUGUGGUCGAGAAAAGCACAUCUGAAUCAUAAGCUAUCCUACAUUGUAUUCGUGGGACACAGCAGAUUUAGCGCGAAAGAGUAUUAGCCAUGGACAGUCAUUCUGCUUUUUCAGCUUCCUAUUAAAACAUAUGUUUCCAGUUUUGAGAUGUAAAGAAUCCCUUGCAGCUCACGAGUGCCUCAUUUGAUUUCUCACACGUCAAACACGUCCUUACUAUCAAAUAUCCUAUUUGUGGUGGCAGGUCUCGUUAUCGUUGCUAUUGAUGAAUUAAUUGUUCUGGUGAUUUUCACCUGCACCUAGAGCAGGAAUGAAAGACUUUUGCGCACUUUUUGGUUGAGAUAAUUAUCAGCAUUCUCUGAGUGAGAAUGAAUGAACAUUGUUUAACACCGAAUCAGCAAUGUGGCAGCUAUUCGCGGAGAGCAUUCUCUGAGAGAAAUCAGCUGAAGGCAUGGUGCAAAUCCAGCUAGGGUCCAUGCAGGAAGCAAAUGUACUGUAAGUCUUCAUGGUCCCUAGGAUGGUGAUCUACCUUGUUGGCGAUCUACAGCUUGUUUUGUUUAUGUUGUAUUGCCAUUUAUAGUUAAGAUGUUUUAGGUUUUCGUACUAGUUUUAUAUUUAUAACUUGAUAUUCUAGUUAUUUUACUGUCCAAUUUGUUUUUAUUCAUUUAUAAAUUUACAACUUUCCUAGUCACGAUAUUGCUGAAAUACUGCUGAUGUGAAUUUGCUUGAACAUGCUUUAGGAGAAUGUGUACACUUUACAGGAAGGGAUUCUGACUCGUCAGUCUGCACAAGAAAACCCUGAUUCCAAGAAUACUUCAAAUUUAAUUCUGGAAACCCCAAAGUCCAGAAACUCUCCGCACUGUGGCCAAUUUCUGACAAAGGAUUUGACGAAAUUUAACAUGCAGUUGUCAUGAAUAUACGCUAAGGAUGAAAAAAUGGCAACAUUUUAUUUAGGCGAGAAUGUUUAGUUUCGCUCAGAAUUCAUAUUUUGGAGGGUGCAAAUUAAUGAAAGUAUGCUUACAAGUAUCGUGACAAAUGAUUUAAAUAAUUUUGACUUAUUCGGCUUAUUUAGAGCGAUAUAAAUAUAUCUUGCCCGUGGGCGAGACUAUUGUGAUGGCUACAACGAAUAUUUAAAUAAUAGAACACAUUUGUAAUUUGUAAGAGUCAAUGUCAACAACGUCGCCUGUCAGAACGAUCUUGUUUACCUUUUCAAGUGUUUUAUAACUGACGUAACUAUUUGACAUUUCCUCGCCCUAAUCGUCCAGUUACGAAAUUUAACUAUCAGAUAUGGAUUAAUCUCACCCUGUCCUUUGACAAACUGAUUAUAAUCCCUUGACGCUUGUUAAUUGUUAUCCAUUCUUUUAUGAAUUGGUGAUCAGGGCCGAGCUACGUGUUUCGGUGACGCCCGCCAUUUUAACUUUGUGACAGCCAGCCUAUGCCGCAAUGGGGUUACCUUUCUUUUGACUCAGAUUAGUGUUUUGCAUUAUACAGUUUAUGUAAUCUUGUGAAUUACGUACAGAGGACCCCAGAAUUGUAUUUGAUGAUAUGUCAAGUCGUGUUUCAAAACCGAUGUUAAUUCUGACAACGGGAACUGUGUGAUUCUCCCUGCUGUAUUCAUACGCGACGUUCAGCAUCAUUAUUUAUGAACUUUUGUUUUAGUCUAUAGGUCAGUCUCAAACCAAGGGCAAUAAUCAAGUCCAAAAGUUCCCCUUGUCCUUACAUAUACUUGGCGUCAUUAAUAAAGGGUCAAAUGGUAAAUUCAAAGAAAGAAACGUCACCUCGCUUUUUUAACAUGUUACA